Messenger RNA from Hippoglossus stenolepis (Pacific halibut), 883 nucleotides. Its product is annotated as bryoporin. Bases 76 to 609 code for a protein of 177 amino acids. The transcript has 3 exons. Gene Ontology annotation, biological process: cytolysis in another organism; pore complex assembly; monoatomic cation transport. Gene Ontology annotation, molecular function: channel activity. The record is from RefSeq and is a predicted model, not a curated record. Gene Ontology annotation, cellular component: pore complex. NCBI's taxonomy places the organism in Eukaryota, Metazoa, Chordata, Actinopteri, Pleuronectiformes, Pleuronectidae.
UCUUGUUUCCACCUCUGCAGACGAACUCAACACUGCUGUCGAACACAACCCGGGCGUUUAACUCCAAAAGUCAAGAUGCCAGAAACAGCAGAAGCUGUGUCAGCGACUCUCACCACCAACAGAAACUGCACCAUAGAAAUAACCAAUGUCAGCGGCCACUACUGUCUCAUCAACCCCAAGGUGUACAUGGAGAGCGGCUUCUGCCACCACCCCCCCCAGCCGACCGUUCGCACCACCAAGACCGAAGUGUGCUCGUUCACCAAGGACGACAACACCGCCACGGGCGCUGUCGGCCUGCUGACCUAUGACCUGUUCCAUAUGCAGAGCCGGGUUUGCUCCGAGCGCAUGGCCAUCUUGUUCUCCGUGCCCUAUGACCACAACUUGUACAAGAACCGGCUGGCCGUGGGCGUGGUUGAGCAUUCCCGCGACUGCGACAAACAUUUGUACAAGCAGAUGUAUGAUGGGAAAGACCUCAGUAACUUCUCCCGCUCUGAUGCAAAUGGCUGCGGGCUGGAGUUCAAAGCAAAGCAUGUUGAUGUGAGGGCAACCAUGUCUUCUGUUGGCAAAGGCAUUGUUAAAGUGGAGCUCUAUGAUAAAAUGGGUCAUUAAUGCUGAAGGAAUUACUGGUAUUCUGCUUUUUAGAUGCCUUUGUAUAGCAGAAUGAAUAAACAUCAUUAAAUUUGAAAAUGUAUUGUGAUCCAGAAAUAAAAACAUCCCGAAGAGAGGAAGAAUGAUUUUGCUGUCAUCUGUAUUUUUUUUGUCCGCAGAAAGAUAUCAAUAUCUGACAGCCAGUACAUUGAUUCUCCAUUAGCUCAUUGUUUGGGCUUAUGUACAUUAUACACUCUCUUCUAUUUGAUUAUGGUAAUAAAACAUUCAAACCCAA